Ilex paraguariensis (yerba mate) is the source of this 1443-nucleotide messenger RNA. Lineage: Eukaryota; Viridiplantae; Streptophyta; Magnoliopsida; Aquifoliales; Aquifoliaceae. The record is from the annotation of a GenBank genome assembly.
UAAAGCUUUUAAAUUGCAAUCACUUCUAGAGAGAGAAAAACCCACCCCCAUUCGAGAGAGGGAGAGAGAAAUAGAGAGAGAGCAGAUGCAUACAAGGUGUUGAAUUCCUGUGUAUUAUUGUGAUGAUGAUCUCUUUCUGGUUAAAUUAAUGGCAGAUCCGUACGGAAUCAACGCUCGCCCAUCCUUAAUCGAAUCGGACGACAUGUCUUCGAUUCUUCAUGAUAUUCUCCACUAUUCAUCUGCUCCACCUUCAAAUUCUUCUUUAAACUCACUUAAAUCCAAAUACCUGGAAGCGGAGACUUCAGCCACUGCCGGAUUGUUUUCCCGAUCGGAGGAUUCGGAUAACCGAGUCAGGGACGGAGCGUCCGCCUCCGUGCUCCACUCGGCUUCCAGUUUCAAUUUCUCCGAUCCCGGUGACUACUUUCCGAUUGAGGUGAAAGAUAGUACAAAAAACACUUGUUCUAUGGUUGGCGGCCUGGAAUCUAAUGCGAUCACGUCGAUGAAGGGCAGAGAGGACUUCAAGGGACUUGAAGCGUCAGAGGUGACGGUAGAUCCUAUUCCGCCGCGUUCCUCCAAGAGGAGCAGACCAUUAGAGGUCCAUAACUUGUCCGAGAAGAGGAGAAGGAGUCGAAUCAAUGAGAAAAUGAAAGCAUUGCAGAGUCUAAUUCCGAAUUCUAACAAGACUGAUAAGGCAUCAAUGCUGGAUGAUGCCAUUGAAUAUCUGAAGCAGCUUCAACUACAGGUACAGAUGCUGACUAUGAGAAACGGAUUAAAUUUCCAUCCUACUAAUUUGCGUGGAUCAUUACAACCAAUUCAACUCCCCCAGAUGGCAAUGAAUUUUAAGGAAGAAAAUGGAUUGCUGAAUAUGGACAGAGGAGCAGAUACCUUUCCUGGGAAUCAAGAAAUUCCUAGGCGAACUGCAUUUCAAAUUCUCAACCAUGCUGCCCCAAGCCAACCAAUGGUAAUACCCCCAUUAACAAAUAUUAUGAAUUUAGAGAGCUCCUUCUGUUUGGAAACAUCAAUUCAGACUCAGUAUGGAGUUCCCAAUCAUUUGACAUCUUCAAAGGAUAUCUACCGGGAUGAUAUACUAUCACGGCUGAAUUUAGAUAUAAGUUGCUCGGGUCACAAUUCAUCACCGGGUGUGUCUUCUUAGCCAAAAAGAUGCUGGCGUAAUAGAAGUGGUACGUGGAGUGUUGGCAAUCAUAUUCAAGACCUUUGUUUGAAAACCACAGAAAUGGUAAAUAAUUCUUAAAAUUGCUGAUGAAUUAUUUGGUACUCUCUCUCUCUCUCUCUCUCGCGCGCCCGUUUGAUCAGCUCAUUAGGUUAAUUGUGCCAAAAGAAGCAUAAACAGACUUGUGGUAUGUGUAACUACUAAAACUCUUGUUUACUUAACCUAUGACUGUUCCCGUUUCCCAUAUGUUUUUAUCUACAAAGGCAUGUUUU